GACCCUCCUCUGGUGGCCGGGGAGCAGCCGGGGAUCGAACUCGCACCACAGAGGCCUUGGGCAGCUUCGCAACCCAGCGCUCAACCGCUGCGCCACCGGGGAGGCCCAUCGGAUAAUAAUCUUAAUGGUUAUUGUGGUGUAAAUUAAAAAUAAGCUGUGAAGAAGAGCAGAGUCAGCGAAAGGCUUUCCCGGGUGUCCUUUGAGAUGAGACCUGAAUGAAAAGAAGGUGAAUCCCAAAUCUAAGAGAAUAGGUGGUGCAAAGGCCCUGCGGUUGGAACUAACUUAGUGUACCGCCCAGGGGUAUGGGGAGGCCAGUGUUUAGGAGAGGUACAAGCCCAGGUAGAAGACAGUGCAGAGGGGAGGUUAUGCAGGACUAUAAGGGCAGGAUGAGGAGUUUGGAUUUUUUCCAAGAGUAAUUGAACUUGAUUACUUCUAGAGGUAAGGAGAAUGGAUGGUGGGGCCGGAAGCUCAGAAAGCAGUUGGAAGGCUGCCUAGUGAGAGAUGGUGAUGCACAGAUGACAUGAGGUGAUGUUGCAAUAGGUGAGACAAUGUUGUAAUAGGUGAGAUGAUGCAUAGAUGGGAGGAGUAGCCUGGAGAUGGAGCUAGGUAGGGUUAGGAAGUCUUUUGGAAACAGUCUUACUAGAAAUUGCUGUUGGAUUUGGUUUGAGUAUGAAGAAAGACGUCAAGGAGAACACAUUUUAUAUUGUUUAGAGCUUCCGUGGUGUUAAAAGGAUGGAUAAAGCGCAGGUUGUGAAGAAGGUGAACCAAGUGUGAAUAUUACGAAGAUGGAAUAAAAUUUUCAUCCAGUUGAUGAAAAUGCCCUCAAGAUCAGCUAGUGUCAUUUAUAAUUCUUGAUCAUGUCCAGGUUUCUCAGCACUGUUGACAUUUUGGGCCAGAAAACCCUUCUUUGUCGGGACUCUCCUGUGCACUGUGGCAUGAUUAGUAGCACCCAUGACCUCUGCCCAUUGGAUAUCACCCCAUUAUGCCAACCAGAAUGUCUCCAGAUGUGCCACAUGUCCCUGGAGGACAAAAUUGCCCCCAAUUGAGAGAGUCACCAGACAACACGAAGGAGGUCUUAACAGAUUUGGGACGGUGCCGCCGUGAGAAGACAUCUAGAAAUAAUGAGAAUGAAGGCAACGUGGUGGGAUUGCUGCAGAACAGGAGAGCCCUGUUUCAGAUUUAAAAUAUAAAGGAACUGCUUCCUAUGCGGAUAACUCCAGAGGAGUAUGCUCAUAUGGGCGAGCAAAUGUGCAAGUGAAAGCAUCACAUGUGCAAACACAUACAGAUUCUGGAGGAAUUUCCUGUGCCUCCACAAAUGCCAGUUUAUAUUAAAACCGAGAGUUCUGCAUUAAACCUCGGGAAAUGAAUGAAGGUUCUUUUUACCGAAAAUUUCCUUAAAUUUUUCUUUAAAUAGCAAAGCCUCCAAAGGCUUGAUGUGAUUUAUUAAAAUUCUAUCGAAAGACAAAUUUCAGGGACAUAUUUAUUUUAUAAUACAAGAUAUUUUCAUACACACCAGAAAAAUACAUACUUACCAUGUAUGUACAUGCAUGUAUGUGCAUCUUAACCAUCUCUUUGACUCCCAAGAGAUCAUGGAUUGUUUUGCGACCAUGUAUCACUGAGAAAAAACACUGCCUGUUUAACUCUGAAAAGUCACUUGUAAGACACACCCCGUUUUUGGUGACGUCAAAAUGUGAGAGACAUAUAAACGUGUUUCCUAAAAUAUAUGAAAUAUGGACUCUUUAAUAUCUGGGAGCUGAUAUAAAAGGGUCAAAGUCUUGAAACUGCUAAAGUGGAACACAAACACCAGGAAGUGACCUCAUUCAGGAUGGAAGCCAGUUUUUGUAUUAGUAAGUAUCAAUCAUAAUGGUCAAAAAGUCAGUUAGAAAGGCCUGAGCUUACCAGCUUCGCCUGCUGUUGAGAAUCGUCCACUGGAGUAGGAGAUUGUCCUAGGAGCUGUCCUUCGGGACGAUGAAGCCCCAGCCCAGCACCCUCUCUUCACAAGAGGGACCUCUGCUGCUGGCUGAGCUCAAGCCCGGACGCCCCCACGAGUUUGAUUGGAAGUCAAGCUGUGAAACCUGGAGUGUCGCCUUCUCUCCAGAUGGCUCCUGGUUUGCUUGGUCUCAAGGACACUGCAUUGUCAAGCUGAUCCCCUGGCCGCUGGAGGAGCAGUUCAUCCCUAAAGCAUUUGAAGCCAAAAGCCGAAGCAGCAAAAAUGAUUCAAAAGGGAGAGGCAGCCCAAAGGAGAAGACUCUGGACUGUGGUCAGAUUGUCUGGGGGUUGGCCUUUAGCCCCUGGCCGUCUCCACCCAGCAGGAAGCUCUGGGCACGCCACCAUCCCCAAGCACCAGACGCCUCUUGCCUGAUCCUUGCUACAGGACUCAAUGAUGGGCAGAUCAAAAUUUGGGAGGUGCAAACAGGACUCCUGCUUCUAAAUCUUUCCGGCCACCAAGAUGUCGUGAGAGAUCUGAGCUUCACACCCAGUGGCAGCUUGAUUUUGGUCUCUGCAUCUCGGGAUAAGACUCUUCGCAUCUGGGACCUGAAUAAACAUGGUAAACAGAUUCAGGUGUUGUCAGGCCACCUGCAGUGGGUUUACUGCUGUUCCAUCUCCCCGGACUGCAGCAUGCUGUGUUCUGCAGCUGGAGAGAAGUCAGUCUUUCUGUGGAGCAUGCGGUCUUACACAUUAAUCCGGAAGCUAGAGGGCCACCAAAGCAGCGUUGUCUCUUGUGACUUCUCCCCCGACUCAGCCUUGCUUGUCACGGCUUCUUAUGAUACCAACGUGAUCAUGUGGGACCCCUACACUGGCGAGAGGCUGAGGUCACUCCACCACACCCAGCUCAAUCCCCCCAUGGAUGACAGUGACGUCCACAUCAGCUCCCUGAGAUCUGUGUGCUUCUCUCCCGAAGGCUUGUACCUCGCCACAGUGGCGGAUGACAGACUCCUCAGGAUCUGGGCCCUGGAACUGAAAACUCCAAUUGCAUUUGCUCCUAUGACCAAUGGUCUUUGCUGCACAUUUUUUCCACAUGGUGGAGUUAUUGCCACAGGGACGAGGGAUGGCCACGUCCAGUUCUGGACAGCUCCUAGGGUCCUCUCAUCACUGAAGCACUUAUGCCGGAAAGCCCUUCGAAGCUUCCUAACAACCUACCAAGUGCUAGCACUGCCAAUCCCCAAGAAAAUGAAAGAGUUCCUCACAUACAGGACUUUUUAAGCAACGUGACAUAGUCUUGUUUUUGUGUUUGGUUUUUUGUGUUUUUUUUUUUCUGGUAGCAGGAUUAAUCUUUGUGACACAGAGUGUCUGGAAUAGUGGGCCACACAUCUGGUGGGGUUGAAGCAUUUCUCUUUGGGAUUGUGAAUAGAAUGUAGCAAAACCAGAUUCCAGUGGACUAGUCAUGGAUCUUUUUCUCCAUGUGUGAAAGUCGGAGGAGGGGAUCCCAGCUCCACAGCAACAGAGCUUGACUUUCAAUCUUCAGUCCACUUAUAAACAGCAAUGUUGAACUCUUUUAAUUGUUUUGAUUCAACAUGCAGUUACUUAGGUUGUUUUGCUAAGAGUAACUAGGCCUCUGAGCCUCUGAGGUGGGAGAGAAAUUUCAGCUCCACUGGCAGGUCUGGCUCCCACCUCGUACUUACCAUUGCGGUUGCGGGUACAGUGGUGGCUCAGAGUUCCCUCCCUCUGGCUCUGCUCUGACCAGCAGGACAAGUUUCCAUGGAGCAGUCUGUGUGAGUGUUAACUUAGCCUAACUGAAUUACAGGUGACUCAGAGGCUGUGCUCCUAACUGACAGACACUAUACUUUGCUUUUCUUUCCUCCCUAAACAGUGGUGUGCAUGUGCAGGAGAUGACAAAUGUUGUGUCGGGCUACACAAGGAUGUAUUCCUAAACUGCAUGACUGUUCACAUGGCUGAGUUGUCAGUUGUUUGCCAUUCAUUAGCAUAUUUAUUUGUAUUUUCUCAACAGAUGUUAAGGUACAACUGUGUUUUUCUUGAUGGUCUCUAAAAACCAUAGUACUUCAGUUGAACAGUUGUGAAGAUGUCUCUUAAUUGCGUAAAGAAUUGGUGUUGUCGUUCCUUCAGCUGAUAGUCUCAUGUAUGACACCCGACUUUGUCACUUCACCUCAUCAAACUGACCAGCCAGUUUCAACUCUACCCCUAGACGAACAUAGCUCCUUGAAAGUGCUGUUCUCCUUCAAGGCACACAGAUGCCUCAUUCACACACAAUCUGCCUUUGGAAAAUUUAAUAUAUUUUAAAUUAUUUUAAAAGAAAUGCAACGUCGUAUCCUUUGGCUUCCUGACGGGUGCUUGGUAGAGGCCAGCAGGUCCUUAUGAAACAUGUCUCUGGACACAUUUGUUGCUGAGGAAAAACAUUCCAAGAUGAGAAGCUUUCAUUGAAGGAACAGUCUAAAGUUUUAGCUGUUUUCAUUAAGGAAAAAAAAAAAAAUCACUUUUUAAAACAAACGAGUACAAUAGGGUAGCUGGGAAUGGACUGGGCAGAUUUUAAAUGUGAUUAUUUUGCAGUACCCCAGACAGCAUAGUCUGAGAGGCUGGGGGUGGCUUCCAUGAGGCCCCUUUCAGCCAGUGACUUCAAACUUAGCUGAUGACCUUGGAAGCAAGUUGUCUGUGAAUGAUGGAAACAACCGGCUUCUUCCUUUUGAUAAUACAAGAAUUUGAUAGCUUUCUAAAGAACAGCCUCCAGAGAAAGUUUAUUCUGUGAUAGCAGAGACAGAGGAGGCUUUCAUAUAAAUGCGCACCGAAUAAGUCAGCAUCUCAUCACUGGUUAAGAAGAGUCACUUGUAACACAACCAAAAAACAGGCUGCUUUAUUUUUAUUAUGAAGAACACUAUAAUAAAUGCAAUGUAAUUGCUAGAAAAUAAACUGCUACAUUUGUACACAGGUCAUAAGCCUUUAGCAGUUGUAGGUUCCGAAUGGGGCUUCUUACGAAGCCUCAUCCUGGGUUAAGCAAGUGAGGUUUGCACAACCUCUGACCUCAAUGGCAUAAUUCACAGUGAAAGUUUUCUCUACUGUCCACACAACUAGGAACCUGCUAGUAAUGCUCUUCAAGAGGAAAAAUAAAACACCAAUUUUUAAAGUCAAGAGAACUGAGUCUAUUUUAUGAGGGUAAAGUCAUUUUGGGCAGAAAUCCAGUCAUACUUACAAAGUAGAUAACAGACGGCCACAGAUUAGUUUGGGAGAUAUUCUGUUUACCUUGAGUUGGAAGAAGUUGGACCAGAUAAGAUCUGAAAGCUUUAGGUGCCAGGCCAGAAUGGAAUAGGCCAAUUUCCUGUCAUCCAAGCAAGUGAAGAGUAAAAAUCCUUAAGGUUGAAAAGGGUUUUGUGGUUUUUUCUUUUUCUCCAAUAAAGGACAAAUGGGCAGUGCAAUAUGAUAGUCAUACACUAAAGCUGAUGUACAUCCUCUGUUUUUUAAAUGCCUGCCCCCCCCCACGUCUGGGACAGCUUCCCAAGACUUGAGGUGACAAUGGCAUCACCUCCCCGGGCGUGGGCAGCAGUUCAUCCCAUCACUGAGGUCCCCGCUGUCCUGACAUUGCUGAGACAGGCCUCCACGUUAGGCCUCAGUAACAAUCAGGUCUCUGGUGACUUGAAAAGCCGCAAUGAGGGAACUCAGCUGAAUCUUCUCAUUGGUGCCAACAGAAAGCCUGUACCUAAGAAAUAUAAAAAAUAAAAUAGACAACAUCACAGCAGCUACCUUUUGACAAAAGAACAACAGAGAUCAAAGACAAAGUUUUCUGAAGACAGGAAGUCACAAAAGUUUAUCCUAAACAGGAGUCUUGUCUGUGUGCCCAAAAUUUGAUUCAAACUGGUGAAGAAAAAUUACAUUGAGAAAACUGUUAGCAGCAGUGUUCUGAACUUUGUUCUAGCUGCACAGAUAGGCAGAAUUCAGGACUGUGUCUUCAUUUGAGAGGAACUGUAAAAUUUUUUUCUCUCUCAGUGGGAAGCUUGGUUGAGGGAUCUGUGGUCAUGCAGGACACUGACAUUUCAUCUUGCCACUUUGCAAGUGUCCGGCCAGUGAAAGCAAAAUCGCUUACUGAUAAGAAGUGACCUAAUCUGUGCAUAGAGAACCAAUGAUGGCAAAUUAGAGAUGGCCUAUGGUGACAUGUUUUGAACCCGGUGCUUUUGUUCUACUUAAAUGAUAGCAGCCACCUUCACUGGGGACUAAAAACUAUAUUUACUGACCGCGGCAAACUUGAAAAUUGAGUUUAUGUUUACUCUUUCCCCCCAAUAUGCUUUAAUAUGCCAAAUUCCUUCCUAACAGCUGGAGAGCUGGUUGUCCCCACACCUCAAGGUGGAAGCAGAGCCCUUUAUCGCCAGUACACAUCUGAGGUGUGGUUUAUCCAUACAGCCUUUAAAUAAGGGAGCCACUCACACCCCUCCCCAGGCUCCACAGCAAAAACUAGAUGAUAUCGCAUAUGAGUAACUUAAAAAGGCUGAAACCAAGAAAGUAGACACAAAAUAGGGGAAAAAAGAACAGGAUGAGAGUGGAAAUACUCACUCAAUGUCUGCCAUCUUGGUCAACAAAUGUAUUCGAACUGAAGAUGGAAAGUCAACUGGGAAAAAAACAAGAUCAAAUGGGUGAGGUCUGUCACUCCCUACCAUGAAAGAAACAGAGAUCACAGAAAACAAGUACGAGGCCGCAGGGCACUAGAUACCACCUCUCUAAAGUAAAACCAGUGCAGGUUUUUGGUUUUUAUUCACUAUGUUUUGCAAUUCUUCGUAGUGCAACCAAAAGGGAAAGCAAUGAGAUUUCCAAAGCUUCGGUCAAGCCCGGGAGCGGCGCCCACACUACUCUGAGCAGUAAGGGCAGCUCUAAUUAACCUCAGGGCCAAGUUCUCAGCUGCCGUCCCAGUUUUCAUGACAGCUGAUUGUAAAAAUCCAACUCACGCUCUGCUUCCACCAUCAAAGGGCAGGACUGGGUUUGGGCUGACCAUGUUCGUGGACAUAGGUUAACCCGCCAGCCCACUGGGAGGAGGCACAGGGCCACCGGCACAGCCGACCCUGGGGCCCUGUCCGCUGCUGGCCUCAGUGGA
This is a messenger RNA of Talpa occidentalis (Iberian mole), 7030 nucleotides long. RefSeq names its product WD repeat and SOCS box containing 2 (gene WSB2). NCBI's taxonomy places the organism in Eukaryota, Metazoa, Chordata, Mammalia, Eulipotyphla, Talpidae. The record is from RefSeq and is a predicted model, not a curated record. Gene Ontology annotation, molecular function: protein binding. The transcript is spliced from 9 exons. The coding region runs from base 1969 to 3204 and encodes 411 amino acids. Gene Ontology annotation, biological process: intracellular signal transduction.